AUGGGCACGCUGUGCAUCCUGUGGCUGCUUGUCAGUAUCUACAGUGCGGGAGUUAACUCCUCCGAAACCUCCAUUCGCUCGAAGAACGCUCUCGCUUCAGACGAUAGUGUAAGAGUUUUACGAGUGCACGAAUCCGCGGACGUGGGCAACAUCAGCAAUGCAGAUGAGGAGAGGGUAAGCAGCGGGGCGUGGGUGUCGAGACUUGCGGAAUUGGACAAGAAGACGUCGAAGUUUCAGAAGCUUGACAUGCAACUUGCUCAGAAAGUCUGGAUCUAUAAUGGUAAGAAUCCAAAGUUCAUGUUCAAGUAUCUGGACAUCUUCAACACCUGGGCGAAAAUCGACAACAGCAAGCGAACGAUCCAAUGGUUUCGAUUCACCAAGGCGUUCAGGGACAAGAAGGGGGCUGGUAGUUCCCCCAAUUAUGAUAUCUACACGCUGUUGCGCAGUAAAGUCCCGGAAGAUAAGCUGGCCAUCACCUUCGAAUCGCUCAAACAAAUCCCCGAUGUGAGAAAUUUGGCUGAAACCAUGCAGAACUACCAGCUCAAGCUGUGGAUCGACCAGAAGGAAACCCCAACCAGUAUCAGAAGACUGCUAGGCAUCCCACACAGUACGGCCCUGAAAACGGAGCGCGGUCGAAAGGAUGAAAUUCUCAGCACGUUUAUCAAGAUGUAUAACGGUGGAAGCAAAAUGACAAGGAGUACAACGAUCGUCUAG
Phytophthora sojae is the source of this 714-nucleotide messenger RNA. RefSeq lists its product as hypothetical. The transcript has a single exon. The record is from RefSeq and is a predicted model, not a curated record. NCBI's taxonomy places the organism in Eukaryota, Oomycota, Peronosporomycetes, Peronosporales, Peronosporaceae. The coding region runs from base 1 to 714 and encodes 237 amino acids.